AUGGAUGUCCAUGAUAAUAAAAAAUCAACUAAACAUGAGAUAGAACUGAUAGAAGAUACGAAUGAGUCAGAUAAUGAUCUACGUGAACCGUUCAGCGAUAUUGACCUAAGCGACAGAGAAGAUCCAACAUACGUACAAAGUUGUGAAGUUCCUCGAUGCAAGCAAGAAGUAUGGAGUUCUUGUCACCGAUGCCUAAUACUGUUAUGUUGGGAUCAUUUCCGAGAAGAAUCAUCAAACUGCGCUAGUCAUCAUCCUCUGGAAUCAGGGAGUGAUGAAGAUGUCAUUCAGAAACGGCCCAUUCAGAUCGACAAAAAGCCUGCUAAGAAAAUAAUGGAAAUCCCAGAAGACUUUCCUGUAGAAGGGUCACCAAGAGAGUAUCAACCUGUGAAGCAGCCAAGGACAAAUAAACGUAAACUUGCAAAAGCUUUAAGAAAUAGUGGAAAAGAGUAUGUUUCCGUGAAAACACAGAAGAGAAUACCAAUGCGUAAAAUAGGACCGGCUUGUAAUGCAGAAUGGUGUAAAAAAGGCGGACGGGAAUGCAGAAAGUUUACCGAAGAAAUAAGGCAAGCUAUAUUUUCGGAUUUUUAUAAUUUGGCUGAUUUGCAGUUACAACGAGAAUUUCUUGUUCGAUUCGUAGAACAAAAACUAAAAAAGUCGAAUACAAAACCAGACGGUAAGUCUCGACGAACAUACACGAAAACUUUUUUCCUUCCAUUUAAUGGUGAACCAACUAAGGUGUGCCGUAAGAUGUUUAUUAGCACACUGGAUGUAGGUGAAAAAGUACUGCGCAAUGCUGUCAAAAAAGUUCAGAGCACUGGCGUAUUAGAGAAAGAAAAACGUGGUGGCCGCGAUAAGAUAUCUGCACUCAAAGAUAGGGCUGUAAGAGACAGUAUAAUCAAUCACAUUAAUAAAUUCCCCCGUGUUGAGUCCCACUACUGUCGCAAAGAUAGUUCCAGAGAAUAUUUGCAUGGGGAUUUAAGUUUACGAAAGAUGUACGACAUGUUUAUCGAAGAGUUGCAGUCCACCGAAAGCAAACCUAGUUUUUCGUUAUACAGGUUUAUUUUCAAAAAAAUGAAUUUGUCAUUCCAUAGGCCUAAAAACGAUCAGUGUGGAACGUGCAGAGUUUAUCACCAAGCAAGUGAAGAAGAGAAAAUAAAAAUAAAAGAAAUUUAUGAUAAACACAUAGUAGAGAAAGAGGCAGUUCGUGAACUUAAAGAAAAUUUUAAAAGUGCGGCUAAAAAUGAUCCAAAAAUUUUUUGUGCUUGUUUAGAUUUGCAACAGGUGAUAUCAUUACCUAUAUCUAAUGACAAUGCCAUUUUUUAUAAACGUAGGUUUUCUGUGUUUAAUUUUACGAUUUAUGACUUAGCCAACCGUGAUUGUUAUUGUCUAACUUGGCAUGAAUGUUCUAGUGGUCGCGGAUCUAAUGAAAUUUCUACCGCUGUUGUAAUGAUCUUAAAAAAAUACGACGAAGAAAAACUUAUUUCUUCCGCCCAGUUAUUUGCGGAUGGUUGUGGCGGGCAAAAUAAAAAUUCAAUUAUGGCAACUGCACUUUUGUAUACAGUGUUACAAUCAAAACACUUAAAGGAAAUAAGUCUCAGAUUUUUUUCGCCUAACCAUGGGCAGAGUGAAGGAGACUCUGCCCAUAGUGCAAUUACGUACGCUAUUAAAAAAGCUGGAGAUUUAUUCACUCCCAGCCAGUUGGUUCCAGUAUUUCGCUUGGCAAGGCGAAACAAGCCUUAUAAAGUUUACCAUCUAAAUUAUAAUGACUUUUUAGACUAUAAAACGUUAAGCGAAGAUCUUAGAAUCAAAUCUAUAAAAACGGAUGACACCGGAACUGAAUUUAAAUGGUCGGAUGUAUUUGAGUUUCUUGUGAAAAAGAAAAAUCCUAAUAAAAUAUUUUUCAAAACUAGCCACGUAGACAAGCAAUACCGUUCAAUGUCUUUAAAAAGGCAGAUGCGACAUUCUUUAACGGUCAAAAAAUUAAAUAAAGAACAGAGACCUUUAUCUCUGCUAAAGUAUGAAAAUCUAAUGUCCCUUUGUUCUGGCCUUAAGCCUGUUAUUUCCUCGCCUGAAGAUAAAUUAUUUUACCACUCAUUACCACAUACUCAAAAAUAA
Messenger RNA from Ceutorhynchus assimilis (cabbage seed weevil), 2115 nucleotides. The record is from the annotation of a GenBank genome assembly. NCBI's taxonomy places the organism in Eukaryota, Metazoa, Arthropoda, Insecta, Coleoptera, Curculionidae.